Messenger RNA from Vicia villosa (hairy vetch), 861 nucleotides. RefSeq lists its product as uncharacterized. Bases 1 to 861 code for a protein of 286 amino acids. Lineage: Eukaryota; Viridiplantae; Streptophyta; Magnoliopsida; Fabales; Fabaceae. The record is from RefSeq and is a predicted model, not a curated record. The transcript is spliced from 3 exons.
AUGACGAUGGGUUGUUGUCGCAAAUGCCUUCCACUUUUCUACUUUUCUUCUCAUACUUUAACCUCUCUUACAAUUACUUCUGGUACCGGUCCUUUUAGAGAAUUUCAAAAUUCUCUUAAUUUUCCAUCAUUAACCAACCUGAGUUUACGGUUCUUUGCCUUUCAUAGCAGUGAUGAUAAAGGCUAUGUUGAUCCCUUUUCGUCAUUUAAAUGUUUGAAUACUUUGAUCAUUGAUCGUUGUAGUGUUGAUGAUGAAGAUAACCUCUCCAUAUCAAGUGUCACUCUUGUUAAUUUAACAAUAAAAACAUAUGGUUCUUACAAAUUUGAGUUAUCUACCCCAAAUCUGUGUAGCUUUGAUUUUACGGGCAAUCCUAUUCAGAAACUCAACAAGAGCAAUAACAAUUUCUCUUCUAUCAAACAUGUACAUAUUGAUGUGCAUAUAGGGUUAUUUGACGAAAAACAUCCUUUGAUCCUACUCAAUUGGCUAACCCAACUUGGUCUUAUCGAAUCAUUGACGGUUUCAUCAAAGACUCUUGAGAUUCUCGACUUAGUUCGUGAUUUAUGGAUUAUAGAUUUCCCUUGCCUACAUAACUUGAAGUCGUUGAGAAUAAAAAUGUACAAACAUUUGCCAAUACCUCAUGGAGUAGAUGACUUCUUGCUUCAAAAUGCACCGUCUGCAGAGAAAUCUGUCAUAGAUUUGUCAUAUAAUUUUGCAUUCAAAUUUUUAAAGGCACGGUGGAGGAUACUACCUAGAUAUUUUUUUGGAGCAUUAGUUUUCCCAAGAGAUUGGAAUAAACUUGAAUGCAAUAAUUACCAAAAUUUUGUUAAAGGAAAUAUAUCCCUAACUGGAGAGCAUGUUUAA